Molecule: messenger RNA, 1284 nt
Organism: Candidula unifasciata
Lineage: Eukaryota; Metazoa; Mollusca; Gastropoda; Stylommatophora; Geomitridae
Source: the annotation of a GenBank genome assembly
AUGACAGACAAAGAAGCCGAAAACUAUGAUGAGGCAGCAGAAGAAAGAGUUAUCAAUGAAGAAUACAAAAUAUGGAAGAAGAACACACCAUUCCUCUAUGACUUGGUUAUGACACAUGCCCUUGAGUGGCCCAGUCUGACUGUCCAGUGGUUAGCUGAUGUGACCAGGCCAGAAGGAAAAGACUACUCUCUGCAUAGGCUGAUUCUGGGAACUCAUACGUCCGACGAACAAAAUCAUCUCUUGAUAGCCAGCGUUCAGUUACCAAAUGAUGAUGCUCAGUUUGAUGCUUCACAUUAUGACAGUGACAAAGGUGAAUUUGGCGGGUUCGGAUCAGUCAGUGGCAAAAUUGAAAUUGAAAUUAAAAUCAACCAUGAAGGGGAAGUAAAUAGGGCCCGCUACAUGCCACAGAACCCCUGCAUUAUUGCAACGAAGACACCAUCGAGUGAUGUUCUAGUAUUCGAUUACACAAAGCAUCCAUCGAAGCCAGAUCCCAGCGGAGAGUGUAUCCCAGAGCUUCGCUUGAAAGGCCACCAGAAGGAGGGAUAUGGUUUGUCUUGGAAUCCAAAUCUGAGUGGACACUUGCUGAGUGCAUCAGAUGAUCAUACAAUUUGCUUGUGGGAUGUGAAUGCAACUCAACGACAAGAGCGUGUUGUUGAUGCCAUGACAGUUUUCACAGGACAUACGUCUGUAGUUGAGGAUGUGGCUUGGCACUUACUUCAUGAAAGUCUUUUUGGAUCUGUGGCAGAUGAUCAGAAGCUUAUGAUCUGGGACACACGAUCAAACAAUACAAACAAGCCAAGCCAUACGGUGGAUGCUCAUGCUGCAGAAGUGAACUGCCUCUCUUUCAACCCUUACAGCGAGUUUAUUCUGGCCACAGGAUCAGCAGAUAAGACUGUUGCAUUAUGGGAUCUGAGGAACCUGAAGUUAAAACUUCAUUCUUUUGAGUCACACAAGGAUGAAAUUUUCCAGGUCCAAUGGUCACCACACAAUGAAACAAUCCUUGCUUCAAGUGGAACAGACAGGCGACUUCAUGUCUGGGACCUCAGCAAAAUAGGAGAGGAACAGUUACCCGAAGAUGCAGAAGAUGGUCCACCAGAGCUAUUAUUUAUUCAUGGCGGCCAUACAGCUAAAAUCUCUGACUUCUCAUGGAACCCCAACGAACCUUGGGUCAUCUGUUCAGUGUCCGAGGACAAUAUCAUGCAAGUGUGGCAGAUGGCUGAGAACAUCUACAAUGAUGAGGAGCCUGAGCAACCAGUAGGAGAACUGGAGGCUGCAGCAUCGUAA